ACCAUGGAUCCUCCACACAAUCCGUUCAAUUUCCAUCUGGGAUCCUCGGCUGGCCACUCGCAUGGUUCACAUCAUCCGGAACAAACACCAAGCCCUCCCCAGAGUGUGCCUGGACGGAGAACUCCCCUAGGAACGGUUGGACUUGGGGGAUUCUACGCACAACCGCACGCAUCAGCUUCGACGCACACGGACGAAAACCGUCCUUCAGGAAGUUCGGAAAGCCCACCACCUCACCAUCUCCAUGCAUCCGUACCGGCCGGAGCGGGUGGUAAGCAGAAGAACCGCCAGGGCAAAACCGUACGCCUGAACAUCAAUGCACGCGAGCGACGUCGUAUGCACGAUCUGAACGAUGCCUUGGACGAGCUGCGCAGCGUCAUCCCUUACGCACAUUCGCCUUCCGUGCGUAAGCUCUCGAAGAUCGCUACACUACUGCUGGCCAAAAAUUACAUCCUAAUGCAGGCGAACGCCUUGGACGAGUUGAGAAGACUGCUAGCGUACAUACAGAGUGCCGCUGGAGCCAGCAUUCCUACGGUGGAUCUUCGUACAAUGCCUUCGGCUCUCAAAUUGCAGCAGCUACUGCAAGCACCCCAUCAAGAUCCAUCCCCAUCCUCCGGUCCGAUAGCAUCAACGGUAGGAUCGGCCAUAGCUACAACAACCGCGGCUGGACAACCGCAAAUCCCUCCACCACCGCCAGCUCCUAGUCAAAACCCCUGAAGAGAACAUGAACUGAGACGGAUCGGAUCUUCUAAAUCCCUUGCUGCAGCAUCGCGAACAAACUCGACGAUUAACGAGCAUUUCUUGUAGGUUAAGAGAUAUUUUCUGAGCAAAACACCGUAGGGUAACUGCCAACUACAUUAACGAUCUAGUCAUUUCGGUUUGGAUGCUGUGUUUUACGUUUUCUACAACUCUAUAUAUCUGUCUAUCUAUCGUAUUUAGCCAUGUGUACCUUGUAGGUUAUUUGUAAAGG
Messenger RNA from Anopheles darlingi, 967 nucleotides. RefSeq names its product class E basic helix-loop-helix protein 23 (gene Oli). Gene Ontology annotation, molecular function: protein dimerization activity. The record is from RefSeq and is a predicted model, not a curated record. The transcript is spliced from 3 exons. NCBI's taxonomy places the organism in Eukaryota, Metazoa, Arthropoda, Insecta, Diptera, Culicidae. Bases 4 to 714 code for a protein of 236 amino acids.